Messenger RNA from Gossypium raimondii (Peruvian cotton), 3245 nucleotides. RefSeq lists its product as uncharacterized. The transcript has 11 exons. The coding region runs from base 233 to 2791 and encodes 852 amino acids. Lineage: Eukaryota; Viridiplantae; Streptophyta; Magnoliopsida; Malvales; Malvaceae. The record is from RefSeq and is a predicted model, not a curated record.
UGAGGGCUUAAUUUCAUACGGAUCUAACUCGGGCCAGAAGGUAGUCAACCCCGAAACCGAAAAAAUAAUCAAACGACCUAGAACGAGAUCGAACAACCGAUCAAGUUAUAGAGUCCCGUCAGGAAAUUGGAUCUCCCAUUUCCCAGGCACCAGGCAAAAAACAAUUAAAAAAAAAAACGAAAACCCUCCACAGCCUUUGAUCUCCGAUCAGAAGCUGAUUUUGGUGGAAAUAAUGAACUUUCUGCUGUUGCGGUCCAAUCAACAGGCAGUGCCAGAGCCACCUCCAGUACAAGAAGAGGUGGCGGAAUCUACUUAUGUUUCGAGUUCUGCAACAUCUUUAGAAGGGCUUAUUGGUGAAGAUCCAUUUCCAGAGUACCCUACAGUUGAAAACCAUGAUGCCGAAACCAAUGGACAUUUAGGUGAUAAUGCUGGUGUUGGGAGUGGUAAGAAAUCUUCUGUCCCAGAGAACCACAUUGAUGUUUGUGAAGAAGAUGGAUGGAUCACCAUUCCAUAUAGGGAUCUCCCCGAUGACUGGAACUGUGCGCCAGACAUAAGUUCAUUGCGUUCCCUGGAUCGUUCUUUUGUUUUUCCUGGAGAACAAGUUCAUGUUCUAGCAUGCUUAUCAGCAUGUAAUCAGGAAACAGAGAUUAUUACCCCAUUUAAAGUUGCUGCAGUGAUGUGUAAAAGUGGCAAGAGAAGGGGUGCUCAGAAACAAAAUGGAAACAUGGAGGGUGAAACAAAUUCAGUGCCUGAAGGAGGGGAUGCGAGUCUUAACGGUGCAGUAAUGGAUCAAAAUGGUGAAAACUUGGAGAAAGAUAAGAUUGAUCCAGCUAAGGAUGUCUCUGCUAGUGAAUCAUUUCUUAGGAUGGAAGAUCACAGAAGACAGACUGAAACACUGUUAAAAAGGUUUAAGAACUCUCAUUUCUUUGUCAGGAUUGCAGAGUCAGGUGAGCCUCUAUGGUCAAAAAAAGGUGCUUCUGAGAAAGUUUCUGAGUUGUCUGAGAUGGAUAGCCAACAAUCUAUUGCAAAUGAAACCAAUAACGCUGCCAAGAAUAUAUCUAGACAAAAUGCAGUGAUUGAUAGAGGAAAUUUUGAUGCUAAUGUUUCUGGAGGAGUAGCUAGAGAUUCUAUUAAGUGUUGCUCUCUUUCCAGUGGAGACAUAGUGGUACUUUUAAAAGUGAAUGUUGGUGUUGAUUUUCUGAGAGAUCCUGUCAUUGAAAUUCUUCAGUUUGAAAAAUAUCAGGACAGAAACCCGUCUUCUAAGAAUCAGGACAACUUAGUAUAUGCAAAUCAAGACCCAUGUGGAGAACUGUUGAAAUGGUUGCUUCCUCUGGAUAACACUCUUCCGACACCUCUGACUUUAUCCCCUCCGCCUUUAGGAUCUGCUUCUGGAAUUGGUAGCCCAUCUCAAAGGCCUGGUGUUUCUGCCUCCUCUGGCUCUCCGCUCUUUUCUUUUAGUCAUUUUAGAAGUUACUCCAUGUCAUCACUUCCUCAAAAUGUUACACCUCCUGCUGGACCUGUUAAAGCCCAGAGUUCUAAACCAUCAUUUGACCUUGAUGAUGUGGAUCAUUACACUUCUCAGAAGAAUUCAAAGGGUAAAAUAACAGGGAUUGAAGAGCUUCUAUCAUAUCGGGGUGUGUCACUAGAGCGAGAAAGAUUUUCUGUCCGUUGUGGAUUAGAAGGGAUCCAUAUACCAGGAAGAAGAUGGAGGAGGAAACUUCAAAUAAUUCAACCCAUUGAGAUCCAUUCUUAUGCUGCUGACUGCAAUACAGAUGAUCUUCUUUGUGUUCAGAUAAAGAAUAUCUCUCCUGAAAAUGUACCAGAUAUUGUAGUAUUCGUAGAUGCUAUAACAGUUGUUUUAGAAGAGGCCUCUAAAGGUGGACCACCUGCUUCCCUACCAAUAUCAUGUAUUGAAGCUGGAGAUGACCAUAGUUUGCCAAAUCUAGCUCUCAGGAGGGGUGAAGAGCACUCUUUUAUUUUAAAACCAGUGUCUUCUAUGUGGAAGGAUCUCAAAACUCAUGGAGAAAAAUCUAAAUCGUCCGCUUUGCAACCUCCUUCCAUGACCUCUGAUAGAAAGGGGAGUGUUUUGGUUGUUAACCACUAUGCGGUUAUGGUAUCAUGUCGUUGCAACUACACAGAAUCAAGAUUGUUUUUCAAGCAGCCAACAAGUUGGAGACCACGAGUUUCUAGGGAUGUUAUGAUCUCUGUAGCAUCUGAGAUGUCAGGACAAUAUUCUGGACCCAAUGAAGGAAUCACUCAGCUUCCAGUUCAGGUUUUAACUCUUCAGGCUUCAAAUUUGUCUGAUGAAGAUCUAACUAUGACAGUUCUUGCUCCAACAUCCUUAACCUCACCUCCAUCUGUGGUGUCCUUGAAUUCUUCUCCAGCAACACCAAUGAGCCCAUUUGUUGGUUUCUCUGAGCUUGCAGGGAAAGCAGGUGGUGAGAGGCGCACUACUGCAGUCUCAAUGCCCAGUCUAUCUGAGAAUCAAAAACAGAAUGGUGAUGCUGGGGCUAAGUUUACUUCUUCCAAUGCGCAGUUGACUCCAACAGCUGAUUUCAUUCCAACUUCGGGUUUGGGAUGUACUCAUCUCUGGCUGCAGAGUCGAGUACCACUAGGAUGUGUUCCUGCUCAAUCUACGGCUACCAUUAAGCUUGAGCUACUUCCGUUGACUGAUGGCAUAAUCACUCUUGACACAUUACAGAUUUAUGUUAAGGAGAAAGGUCUUACAUAUAUCCCUGAGCACUCAUUGAUGAUAAAUGCGACUUCUAGCAUCUCCACAGGGAUUAUUUAGGAUGGAUUGCGACUUGUAUUUCAUUAUGUUAUUUUUAGCCGUCAUCAAAGCAUCAUUCGGAUUUUCCAGAACCAUCAGUACGCAGUAGGUAUCUUCCUACAAUGAGCAGAAACAGAAUUGUGUUGCUGAUUCGUCUGAAAGAAUACAACCGCGAAUGAUUUUCUUGUAGACUGCAAUCUUGAGAAUGGCAUUUGUUAUAAUACACCUGUUGAUGUGGGGGGAAAAACAAAUGUUCUUUGUAUUGUAGAUGAACCUAAAGGUGUGAAAACUGUAUUUGUUGCCAAAAAAAAAAAAUCACCAAGACCUGAGUGCUUUUACAGAUAAUCAGGCCACAGAAAACUUGUUAGGAUUCAAACACAACCCAUGUUACCCUUUCAGAAUUGUGAAUUUGUAAUCCUUUUAUAUGAUCCACUGCUUUAAACUUAUUGAAAUGGCAUUUCUUGAGUGCACUGCA